Geodia barretti is the source of this 1153-nucleotide messenger RNA. The record is from the annotation of a GenBank genome assembly. Lineage: Eukaryota; Metazoa; Porifera; Demospongiae; Tetractinellida; Geodiidae.
CAAAGCCUGACCCACGUGUUGUACGGUAUAUAGCAAGAUGCCGGUAACGAAGCAGUACCUCCGCUACGAGCACUCGGAGACGUUUGGCGUCGUCUGUGGAGGAAAGCCAACGUUCUUCUCCAGCCGGUCGCCAGCGGGGAAGACAAGCGGCGCGCGCUGGUCGUCGCGCCUGCUGCUGAGGACCUUAUUAUAUGGGAUCUGAGAAAAGGAGAGAAAACUGCAGUUCUGAAGGGAGGGACGAAGCAGGAGGUGUCGUGUGUUUGCGGGAGCAGAGACGGAGGUUUGGUGGCUGCUGGCUGCGAGGACGGCACCAUUCGAGUCUGGAGCACCUCUUUAGGAGAGGCAACUCUCUCCUUCAGUGGUCACAAAUCAGCCGUCACAUGUCUACUGUUUGAUGAUUCUGGUACCGGAUUGGUCUCGGGGUCAAAGGACACUACUGUGGUUGUGUGGGACGUAAUUGGUGGGCGUGGUCUGUUCCGACUGAGAGGGCACAAGGGACCGAUUACUGGAUGCCGAUGGCUUCACCAUGGCAACACACUGAUCACCAGUUCGAAGGAUUGUCUUGUGAAAUUCUGGGACCUUGAAACACAGCACUGUUUCCUGACCCUCGUUAACCACAAGAGUGAGGUAUGGGGGAUUGAAGUGGUUGCCAUGGAGACCAGACUAGUGAGUGCAUCCAGUGACAGAGAACUGUUGGUAUUUAGAAUAUUGAGAGAGGAGGGAGAGGAGGAAGAGGGGGGAGAGGGGGAGGGAGGAAGUGUGGGAGGCAAAAGAAAAGAUGGUGAGAUGAGCGACAAUCAGUCAAUGAGUCAGGUUUUGUGUGAGGUGAUGGGGUCUCUCAGUAGACAGGGGAGAGAGAGAGUGACUCAACUGACGUCUGGGGGCUCGGGGAGACUCCUGGGCUGCCUGAGUGGGCGGCUCCUGGAGCUGUAUCUGGUGAGGUCUGGGGAGGAGAGGGAGAGGGUGAGGAGGAGGAAGAAGAAGAAGGUGCAAAAGAAGAAGAAGAUGGCUGGAGAGGAUGAGAGUGGGCAACUGGACGAGGCCAGUCUGUCACUGACUGCUGCGGAGGAGAUCCCAUUCCUCACUUCCAUCUCCUCCAGAGAUAAGAUUAGGUCUCUCUACCUCUUACGCUAUCCCCCUUAAUAAGGGUGUC